Stomoxys calcitrans (stable fly) is the source of this 2677-nucleotide messenger RNA. RefSeq names its product kinesin-like protein KIF19 (gene Kif19A). The coding region runs from base 245 to 2425 and encodes 726 amino acids. The record is from RefSeq and is a predicted model, not a curated record. Gene Ontology annotation, biological process: microtubule-based movement. The transcript has 9 exons. NCBI's taxonomy places the organism in Eukaryota, Metazoa, Arthropoda, Insecta, Diptera, Muscidae. Gene Ontology annotation, molecular function: microtubule binding; ATP binding; microtubule motor activity.
AGAAACUACCGCGGUCGACCUAAAGUAAAUAAAAAAAAACUUUAACAAUAAAAAGUGUUAAAGCAAGUGCCAUAAAAUCUUUAAGAUUAUUGAAAUAAAAAACUUAAAAGAAAAACUCCAAAAAUUCUAAAACAGCAAGCUCUAGCAUUUCAUUGAAAACGACGUAAUUCGGGAAGCUUCAGUGAAAGACAAAAACAGAGCAAAUACAAAACGCCUUCAUUACAAAUUCACUACGGUCCCGGCAAUGGCCCAUAGCGGAAGUUGGUCUAGUGGCAGCGGUAGUGGCUCGUCAACAUCUCAAAGUAGGGGCCUGUCGACGGCACCACCUCAAGAAGAACGUCUAUUGGUCGCUGUCCGUGUACGACCUUCCUUUGAGAAUGGUGAGCGAUGUGUUGAAGUUAUAUCACCAUCUUCACUGCUCUUUGAUGACGGUGGCCGGGGUAAGGCAAGAAAAUAUUCAUAUGACUAUGUCUUCAAGGAAUCCGAUACGCAGGAAAUGGUUUACAAAGCCACCACUGCACCUUUGGUAAAUGACGUCCUUAAAGGAUAUAAUGCAGCAGUUUUUGCAUAUGGCGCUACAGGUUCAGGUAAGACACACACCAUGCUUGGACCAAGUCGAAAAAAGGGCUCACCACCAUCAGAUAGAGAUGGACCGGGUAGUGAAAGUGGUCUUAUGGUAAGAGCCAUUGAGGAAAUAUUCAAGCAUGUUGAAAUGUCCGAAGAACCCAAUUCGUGUAAGGUUUCCAUAUCGUAUUUGGAAAUAUACAACGAAUUAAUACGCGACCUUCUAAGUCCAGGUGGGCCAUUGGAGUUAAGAGAAGAUAAUCGUGGUCAACGCAUAACUGUAGCGGGUCUUUCGGAAAUCACCACCUCUAGUCGCAAAGAAGUUGUCUCUCUCCUGUUAAAAGGUAACAAAGCCCGCACUAUGGAACCUACGGCAGCCAAUCAAACCUCAUCGCGUAGCCAUGCCCUGCUCAGUAUAACCGUACAGACCAAAACACCUUUGGGUACCAAACAAGGUCGCCUGUUUCUAACAGAUUUGGCCGGCUCGGAAAGGGCUAAGAAAACAAAGAAUCGUGGCAAACGUUUGCAGGAGGGAGCUCAUAUAAAUCGUUCUCUGCUGGCUUUGGGCAACUGCAUUAAUGCCCUGUCCGGAGGAGCCAGAUAUGUGAAUUAUCGAGACUCCAAACUAACCCGUUUACUUAAGGAAGCCCUCAGUGGCCGUUGCAAGACCGUGAUGAUAGCCCACAUUGCUCCCGAGAGCAAACAUCGAGAUGAGACCAAAAACACCCUGGUCUAUGCCGAUCGAGCCAAUAGCAUAACAACACGUUUGCAAAAUUCCGUUUAUGUUGAUGAAAUGCAAAACUUUCCCACCAAGCACUAUCAGCAUUUGGUUUUCGAAUUAAGGGAAGAAGUUUCACGUUUGCGCAAUAAAAUGCUUACAGAUCGUCCUCGCAGUGGAGUUGCUGCUGCCGCUGCAGCUACUUUGGCCCAACAACAAGCCAUCAGUGCCGAUGAUGAUGAGAAACGCAAAACUGAGCUGAGAUAUUUGCGAGAGCAAAUAGUUUUGACUUUCAAACAGCAGAUGAAAUUGCGUCGUAAACUUUUGGAAGCCGAAUCACAUCUACUGGGUUUGGAAUUGGACGCCGAGCGACAACAUAUGAUAAUAUCACAUUGGCAGGGGCGUCUUGGUAAACUCUAUGAUACGCCCAGUGAUGAUGAUCUAGAAUCGGAAGGUUCAGUUGCCUUGAAAAAUGCCUGGGGUGAAUUAUCGGCCAUCGAAAAGGAGACACGACGAUAUAAAGAAAUACGCGAAAGAACCGAACAGGAACUGGAACUAUGUCGUCAAAAAGGUGUACAAUUGGAAGAUGAAUUACCGGAACGUAUAAGCAGCGAUGAGGAACGUGAACUAUUGGCUCUGCUUUGUAGAGUACAUGAGUUGGAAGCUGACAAAGUAUCAUUGCAAGCAGAGCGCCUAGCCAGGCAAGCGGAAUUAAGAAGAAGAGAUUUACAGCUUUUAAGAGCCGAAAGGCAGAGGAGGCUAUGUGAAGAUAUUAUCAGUUCCCAAAGACGUUUAAUUGAAGAGGGUAAUGUUGAAUUACCCGAUGAGCUGCGAGAGCUCUAUGGUCUUUACCAACAGGAAAUUCAUGCUGGAACGGUUACAGCAACAGCGGCGUAUGAAAGAAAACUACCGCCAAUUUAUACAGCUGGUUCGGAUUCACCCUGCUCAAGUUCCGGUUCAGAAUGGUCACCUUCAUCACCCCUCCCCCCCAUCGAAGGCGGUCAAUUCACUUCUUUAUCUAUGGAUAAUUUAACCCUACAGGAAAAUCCAGAUCGGCAUAUGGGUCCUGCGGUCAAUUCUCGUCUACCCAAAUUGGCUGCUACAGUGGGUGCUACAAAAAGGUUGAUGAAAAUGAAGAAAUAAUUUCCCAAAUGUUAGUUUAACAUGUAAAUACAUUUCGAAUGCAAAAUAUUGUUGGUACAUAUAUAUAGAGUAAAAAUUUAGAUUUUAAAAAAUUAUUUAUUAUCAAAGCUAUUGGCACUCAGGACCGAGCACUUAUUUUAAAGUAGUCAAACUUUUAUUUUUAAGGCAAAACAAAGCGAUGUGCUCUUGUAUCAAGCGAUUAUAAGGCUCAAGUUUGAAAAUCAAGAAGAAAUAAAGACCAAAAGUCAAAAA